Messenger RNA from Penicillium olsonii, 1542 nucleotides. The record is from the annotation of a GenBank genome assembly. Lineage: Eukaryota; Fungi; Ascomycota; Eurotiomycetes; Eurotiales; Aspergillaceae.
AUGCAGCCUAUUUCCCCAGAGUCGACCGUGUCGACCGUGUCAAUGGAGGUCAAGGGAUCGCCUCUUGUCUUGCUACAUCAACAUUCUCUCGAGCUUACCCCGGACGGCAAAUAUGUGCGAUGGCUGCGGGAUCACCCUAAGCAUCCGCGCAAUUGGUCGGCCCUUCGGAAAUCAUAUGAUCUGACGCUCGUUUGCUUAUUGGAUCUUUUUAUUACGGCAUCAAGCACCGCGGGUUCGGCUGCUGCUGCUCAAGCUGAAAUUGAAUAUAAUAUGAAUAAGACACUCGCAACAUUCAUUUUCGUCACCAUCUUCCUUCUCGGCCAAGUCGCAGGCACGAUCUUGUUCCCUCCCUGGUCGGAGGCUUUCGGGCGCAAGAAUAUGUACAUCUUCAGCAGCGGCCUUAGUGCCAUUUGUUGUAUGAUCAUUGGUCUCGUUCGACCAAUGUCAGUCAUCAUUGUGAUGCGUAUUAUUUCUGGUCUCCUCUCCGCGAUCCCGUAUACCAUUAUUGGCGGUAGUAUCGAAGACAUGUUCAACACGAGAGGUCGAAUCUGGGGCAUGUACUGCUGGACCAUCGCAUCGAAUAUCGGUCUUGUCUUGGGGCCCAUCAUAAGCAGCUAUGUCGUUGCAGAGCUCGGUUGGCGCUGGAACUUUUACAUCUUUGCAAUCAUCAUUGCAGCAGUUACUGGUGGAUUGUGCGUGAUUCGCGAAUCGCGACCCGCCUUGCUGUUGGCCCACGAGGUCAGAAAGGUCUCUGAAUUGACCACCAUGGACUCAAUCCCACCGCCACUCAACCAUGAUCACAUUCCAGAUCUUCACACCUUCGUGAGGGAGUCUCUACUCCGCCCUGCUCAGUUGUUCUUCCGAGAGCCCAUCAUUUUCCUCGUUGCGAUGAUGAUCGCCGUCUCCAUGUCUCUCAUCUACAUCUUCACGCAAGCCCUGCAACCUAUUUUUGAAUCCAUGGGCUUCAAGGAAACCGAUGCAUCUCUCAUGUUCAUUCCAAUUGCCAUAGGAACAGUCCUCAGUGCAUUCACACGGAUAUUGGACGAACACAUUCUCAGACGUUUCCGCGAACAAGGCCAGCCAAUCAAGCCAGAGCACAAACUGGCAGGACUGGCAAUUGGCGGUCCAGUGCUGGCACUUUCUCUAUGGUGGUUUGCUUGGACGGUCCCCUCUGCCGUGCAUACGUCCUGGGUCGUUCCAGCCAUCUCUCUUGUGUUGGUUGGCUACGCUCUGACUGAGCUGGAUACUACACUUUACGGUUACAUUUCGGAUAGUUAUUUGAGCUAUUCGGCCAGUGCUACUGCUGCUGUUGCUUUCGUGCGAGCAUUGCUGUCGGGUACUUUCCCGCUGUUUACGGAUCAGAUGUUCGAUGGGCUGGGCAACAAUGUUGCUAUGUCGGUGCUUGCUGCCGUGGCGACUGUUUUCUGUGUGGUGCCGCCCUUGUUUAUAAUCUAUGGUGAGAGAAUUCGCCAGGCGAGCAAGUUCGCCCGGUAUAGCUGGGAUAUCCAACAGGAGUUGGGCAAAGACGAGGAUGAUAUGUGA